This is a messenger RNA of Dermacentor silvarum, 10731 nucleotides long. RefSeq names its product constitutive coactivator of PPAR-gamma-like protein 1 homolog. The record is from RefSeq and is a predicted model, not a curated record. Bases 453 to 4121 code for a protein of 1222 amino acids. The transcript is spliced from 16 exons. NCBI's taxonomy places the organism in Eukaryota, Metazoa, Arthropoda, Arachnida, Ixodida, Ixodidae. Gene Ontology annotation, cellular component: nucleus.
GCGUUCUUGCGUCGCUCAUUGAACUUGAUCCCCGCUGCCGGUCGUGCGUGCGUUUCUAGUCGCGAUUUGUAAGUGGGCACCCGCGGACUCGUUUCCGCUAGCCGCUGGUCGCAUUGAGGAGAAAAGAAGAGCCCCGGGUGAUCGUGUGGGCCGCUCUUCCGAGCGAUCCGUUUCCUCCGGCUCGCGUACCACUGGACGGAAGGCGUCGGAUAGGCGAGACGCCGGCGAGCCUCCCGCAGCGAAGCGACGACCGCCGGCGACGGUGGGUGUAGUCCUCACACAGCGGCGGGGCAUUGGUUCCUCUCUCGCCACAUGAGGAGUCGACUAGCCGCCGCCAAGAUGGCCGCUCACCGGCGACAGGCACCGCGUCGCUCCGUACCGUAGUGUGUUGCAGCCGCCUGUGCGCGCGUGUGUUUCCGUGCUGAUCGGCACCCGAGAGGGAGAUAAGAGCCAUGGGUAUCCAAGCCCUUCAGAAGUUCAUCGAGGCCAACUGUCCGGGCGCCUGCGUUCCCGUGGAUCUGCUAAAAAUCGCGCGCAACGCCGCUGUCCGCCGCCCCGGGGGUCGCGGAAACCCGCGGUUGCCCGCCGCCGCCGGCAACCGCCUGUGCCUAGUCGUCGACGGGGAGUGCUGCCUAGACCGGCUCUACGGAGGCUACUUCUCGGACUGGGUAUGCGGCGGCCAGUGGAACCGCAUGGUCCAGUUCCUGUCCGUGCUCAUUCAGACUAUCCAGAACAACAACAUCGAGCUCGCCGUGUUCUUCAACGGCAGCCUCGAGCCGCAGCGGCUCGAAGAAUGGCACCGGCAGCAGCAGGCCGAGCGACGCAAGGUGGGCCAGGUGCUCAAGCAUGUGGCGACCAAGGCCACGCCGCCGCCCAAGGUGUGGUGGAUAGCUCCCGUCUGCCUGAGGACCUGCCUGCGAAUGGCGCUGCGGCACCUGAACGUCACCGUGCUCUGCAGCAUGGACGACCACCGGCAGGAGGUGAUCGCCUUCUGCCGCGAGAACGGCUUCCACGGACUCAUGGCCGAGGAUGCCGAGUACGCCAUCUUCGACCCGCCGCGAUACUUCUCGUCGGCGCAGCUCAAGCUCACGUACAAGGGCUCCUUGGAAACACGGGAGUUCAUCCUGGAUGAAGUGGCUCGCAGCCUGAACCUGCACCCGAACCGUUUCUGCGUGCUUGCGGCACUGCUCGGAAACUACCUGCUCUCGGAGGAGGACCUUACACCCUUCCAUCGUUCCCUCUGUCCCGAUGCCAAGGGCAAGAAAGGUGAGCCCCAACCCUCGUCUCGGUGCAGGCGAUUCCCCCCCGAGACCCUGAUCCCCGCAGUGGUGGAGUUUGUGCGAGGGCUGCCUUCGACAGAAGACCUGGACGCCCUGGGCGCUCGUGUGUUCCCCGGCGCGCCCCGUGACAAGGUGCAGCGGCUCAAGAACUGCGUGCACUACUACCUGAACGGCACUCGGGAUGGGUUCCUGCGCUACCGACCCUCGAGCCAGGGGCGCCGGCACGAGUCUGGCUGCUACCCAUCCACAUCUGGCUCCUCGUCGGGGCUGCCGCCGAUCUCCGAGCAGCCUGCGGUCAAUGGCAAAGCUGAUGUUUCCUCACCAAGCCUCGAUUUGUCAUCACCCGGAGAAGAUGGCCUGCAGCGUUCAGAUCCUGCGAAAUUUGCAUCCGAGACUGCCGAAAGAGAGUUGUCAAGUCUGACGGCAUACCGCCAGGCAACAGGCGGGGGCUACCCGACAGCUGGUGUCAAUGGAAGUAUCAUGAAUGGUGCCUACAAGCCAGGUGAACCGCUGGACUUAAGUCGGAAGAGCACCGAGGAUGACAGCGCCGCAGCAGAUGCCAACGGUGUUGCACAGCAAAAUGGCCCUGCACACGUGAAUGGUGGCGCCCCGGGCCCAAGCUCAUCGAGCAGCAACAGUUCCAGCCCCGGCCGCCAGAGCCCUAAAUCUUGGCAAGGACGUAAGGGCCAGAAGGGCAGUGCCGGGGCAGGCAGCACCGGCGGCGAACAGGCAAGUGCCGGUGGCAGCAGCGGUGCUGAGGGCCGUGUUGGCGGUACAUUCAUUAUGCCCGAGACACCCAAGCUGCCCAAGGUGCCUCCGGAGGUGAUGCGGACAGCAAGCGAGCGUCACCAAAAGGGCCUCAUGUCCCCCUGGAUCUACCAGCUGCUGUCCCAGGGCGCCAUCAAGAUUCCCGUGGCCAUUGAAGACGAGGCUCCACGUGACAUCCCUUGGGGAGUGACUCUGUUCCGGCCCAUCCGGCAGAUGGUUUACGCGGUGCUGUUCAACAUGCACCACCAUGCGUUUGUCGCCAGGCAAAAGAGGGAGGCGGCUGCUGCAGCUGCAGGCACUGAGGCCUCCAAGACGAGCAAGGAGAGCCCCAUCUCUGAAGACUCCAAAGGCCCGGCCCCCGUGGUGGUCGUGGAGUGGCUGGGUCGCUCAGGCGGUGGCAAGGGUGCCAGCCGGCGCCCUUACGAGCUAGUGGAAGGGGUGCAGCUGGGCUGGCCCGUGCCCACCGUGCAGCGCCUGUGGCUGGGCCCAUCGCUGGACGACAAGAAGUGCCGGCUACGCGCGUUCCUCAGCUGCCUGCGCAGCGACGUGCCCCUCAUGCUCAACACGGCCUAUGUGCCCCAGCAUCUGCUCAUCCCCUGCGCCGUGCUCCGAUUCCUCAUGUCCCAGCUUUGGGCAUGCAACGUGUCUGCAGCUCCCAUUCCCCUCUUGUUUCCCACCCUGGCUACUCUGACAGACUCCAAAGGCCCGGCCCCCGUGGUGGUCGUGGAGUGGCUGGGUCGCUCAGGCGGUGGCAAGGGUGCCAGCCGGCGCCCUUACGAGCUAGUGGAAGGGGUGCAGCUGGGCUGGCCCGUGCCCACCGUGCAGCGCCUGUGGCUGGGCCCAUCGCUGGACGACAAGAAGUGCCGGCUACGCGCGUUCCUCAGCUGCCUGCGCAGCGACGUGCCCCUCAUGCUCAACACGGCCUACGUGCCCCAGCACCUGCUCAUCCCCUGCGCUGUGCUCCGAUUCCUCAUGUCCCAGGGUGGACCUGGUGGUGCACCCGUGCUGCGGCGCCAGGAGCUGGAUGCGUUCCUGGCACAGGCAGUAUCCCCGCAGCUGAUGGAUGCCCAGAGCACCCAGGGCAUGCAGCUACCCCUGGUGGCCGUGCGGGGCACACAGCUUGCCUCUCUCUUCCUGCAGGGAGUGGAGCACGCACUGUUUGCCAAUGAUGCGUGCGGUGCCCCGGUGCCCUGGCUGAUGUGCUGCCCGUGGCUGUACUUUGAUGGCAAGCUGUUCCACCAGAAGCUGCUCAGGGCCGCCCAGGCCAAGAGUCUCGUCGAGGUUUGCGGUGGACAGAUCGACCAGGUAGCCAAGGUGGAACGCAUGCGUGCCGCCAUCCUCGAGGGACUCCAGGUGGAGUUUGCGCGUGCACCCCUGCCCGCAAUGGGCGGCAUGCCGCGCUUCAUGCCGGGCUACCCGCCGCACGGGGGCCCGCGGGUGGGCGGACCCAUGGGCAUGGGCCCACCCCCUAGGGGGCCUGCAGCUGGCCGAGGAAUGCCUCCUCCGGGCCCACCUCGCCGUGGGGCCCUUCUCGCCCGUGGGGGCCAGCUGGAGAUAGCUGGCGUCGUGGUCGGCUCGUGGGGGGCCAACUACGGACAGGGGCCAAGGGGCGCCUCCGCGGGACCACACCGGGGUGGGGCCCGGGGCCCACCCCUGCCACCACAGGUCACAUCAGUUGGAGGACGGUACGGAAUGGGCCGUGGCAUGAUGCCUCGCCGCCCCAUGGCGUUCAACCGACGGCCAGGAGCACCUUUCAACCAGCUAAACAGACGUGCAAACAAAAAGAAGGCAUCCAAAACGGUGACCAAGGAGGAACCCACGCCGAAACUGGUUGGCAAGGGCCGUGGAUGCACCAUCGAGACUGGGGAGAAUUGCACCAUUGAGGUGAGCGAGCUGGCGGCCAAGGACCUGGAAACCAGCGUUUCUGGCUCGGAUGAAAACAACUGCCCUGCGGCCACCGCCAUCGCACCCACCCUACUCAUUGCGGGCGCCACCGUCACCGAGAGUGACACCGACGGCCCGCUUAGCACCAACGGAGCUGCCGCGGCCUCGGAACAGUUUGCCUCCGUCUAGCCCGCCAGCAAGAGUCUAGCAGCUGCCGCAUGCGCUCUGGGGGUCACUAGUGCGCUGACCGACCUGCCUUGAUCAAGCCCACUGUUGACAGUUUCCUGUUGCUUUUUUAAACCUCCGCUGUUCUCGUCCCGAAAUUUCUCUAGUGCUAAGUUUUUUUGUGACAACAUUCUACCCCACUUGGUGGAUUCGUUUUUAUUUUGUUAGUAGGUCUAGAUAUGGAGUGAGGCCUAUAGGUACAGGUGAGUAUGUAAUCAAUGCUGCUUGCAGUACCAUCUUGUGAUAACCGCCUGUGAUAUCAGCGAUACUGAUAGUGGGAUCCUUUGUGCCGUUUGAUGCAAGCUGUGUGACCAGCAUUCAUUAGUUUUGUUGCGUUGACCGCUGACACCAUGGUGGAGAUGAAAGAAGAAGAAAUGCUGCCUCCUGCAAGUUCUUGUCUGGAUAAGCGUGUUAACACGUGGCUGUGCAUAUUGCCAGCGUGCAGCCUCACUGAUGUUGCAGGUGGUUUCCACAAGGUGAUAGUGCAGAUAUCGGUACUGGCUACAUUUUCAUCUGUUCCUCUCAACAUCAAUCUGGCGCCUGUGGAAUGAAUCUUCAAACUUCAUUGUCAGAUUCUCUUGCUACUUCACUGAAUAUUUGUUGUUACAAGGUAAUUACCAAAUUGCACUCUGUGGCUUAUGGUUAGGCUUCGUUUAAUAAUGUGAAGAAACUUCUGUUCUCCCUGCCUUGUGCCGUCUUAGCGCCACCUACAAUCUGUGCUUUAGCAAGUCUUUUGCUUAGUCAACUGUCGGCGUGGGAGGUCGGUCAGCCAUAGAGACCCACGGAGCGAUAUGGUGUCAACUUCCUUUCCACUUUGUCAUCCUCAUCCCUGUUUACUUGCGGAACAGUCUCCCCAACGUUGUUAUUGCACGUGUGAACUGGACACGACUCGGCUGUGCCGACCAGUGGUGUGGGCCACAUCGUACCUGAACACACGGCAUCACCGAGGACUUGUUGGGGAUGAACUUGUGUGCGUGUGUGUGUGUCUGUGAACAAGUGAGACGAUUUUUAUCUACGACUACUCGACCAUUAUUAUUUUUUUUAUGAACUCAUCGUGGACUUGGAAGAUCAAGUGAUGACUCAUUAGUAUCAAAGGACUUCUUGUGAAAACGAGGACUCGCAUUGGCGCUGCGCCAUAUUGCAUAAGCCGCGUCGUCUGCUCUGGUUGCUGUGUACCAACUGCAUCGAGCCUAUGCUGCGUGGGGCUGUGCCCCGAUUAGAAUUUAGCGGCGGUCGGGCCACGUUUUGUACUCGUUGCCCUCAUGAGCUGCGGCUUCCCAACAAGCUAAUAAUGUCGGUCGUGUUGAUUGAAUAGUGGGUCUUACAACGAAGCCUGUGUUUUGAAGAACCCGCGCUUAGUACUGCUCAUCUCUCGAUUGUUAACGUUGGCACCAGACCUUUAAUAAUGUUGCCUCUUUGUUUGUUUUUUUUUUGUUGCAUGUAGAUGCAGGAAGAAUCGUGUAAACUGAAAAUGUUUCGGUAUGUAGAGGCUGGUAAUGAUCGGAGAAAAAUCUUUUCUUCUGAAAAAGAAAACAUUAAACGCUGAAGUGGUUGGGCGUAGUGAACACUGCGUAAAUGAAACUGCAGCUUCAAUGGUGAUUGCAGCAUAGGAGACACAGUUCCAGACACCAGAGGCGGGCUGGCGUCGGCGUACGGCGUGCUGUGUACAGUGUUUAGACUAUUUUUUUUUUCUUUGUUAGGUUUUGCGAGGUGUAUAUUUAUCGGAGCAAUGUUGGUGAGAACUGGGAACAAGAUUGCCGCCGACUGGCUGCGGAUUGUGCAUCGUUAGACGAGGAGGAAGGAGGGAUUGCAAUGGUUAUGCGCAGGCUGGUAUUAAUGGCCACCAGAGUUUUGCAAUGAGCGUGUCUUGUAUUUAUUCUUUUUUUUUUUCCUUUGAACAGUAGGUAAUUGUUUGUCUUGCGCCACCUUAGUUUUAAAGUGGCCUUGGGGCAGUGGUUACCGCUGCUGCUGUUCUCUGCCGUUUGGUUUCACAGAAAACCAGCGAAACCGUAGGAACAGAAGGGAUAAAGGGAAAUGCUUUUUUUUUAAAAAAAGCUACAGCGUAAAAAAAAAACACUGUGGAGGCAUGAUCGCGCAAUCAAUGCCCUGCUACCGUCCCCACAACACCCACCCGUUUUGGGGGGUUGUGGGGUACGUGCAACUACCAUAGCAAAAUGAGAAACGUAAGAAAAACUUCCUCCGGAACCCUUUCGGGAGGUUUUGGUUGCAGCAGCUUUGCGAGGCGCUCUCGCAAAGGCGACGACUCUAGAUUACUUUCCUUUGGGCUGCGAUGACAUAAAGAAACUGGUGGGGCCUCUUUCUCGGUUGGAAGAAACGGGCAGCCCCAGUGUUCGUUCAACGUCACUCCUCUUGACUCUCUGUUAAACGCUAGCCUCCCACCCACAAAAGGCAGCUGAAGCACCGCCAAUUGUUUCAAAGUUGACAGGGAGUUAGGUAACGAGCCAUCAGCUAUGGCCUUUUUCCAACAAUAACUGCAUUGGCUUUCUGUUGCAUGCGGCAGAGCCAUUGCACAAUGAUGAUCAAAGACACGAAUGCUUACUCAGUUUAUAGAAAGAGAGAAAUAAAAAAAAAACUGAAGCAAAGAAAUGAAGUUGCGCCGUAAAAGCGCCAACAUGGCACUAAACUUGCUGCUUGAGACACCAUGCUUGCAGAACUUUGACGGGAACAGUCUUUUUUUUUUUUUUUUUUCUUCCCUAAACCUGUUGAGAGGCAAAGGGCUGUUCGUCCGCAACCCCUCCCCCCACACCCAAUUUUUUUAUUCAACGUUUUUAAGGCAAGACAAAAGUGUCACCACCUUUCAAACUAAGGAUCCUGCUUCUACUACUAAAUGUCGUAGACAAGGUACUCCGCGCAUAACUCAUUUCAAGAACAAGGGAGCUCAUCCCAGAGUUCCGUGUCGCGAAAUAAACGGAGGCGAAAAUGUCUUGCAAUCUUCAAGACUUUACAGUCGCGCACGCGUGCAACUUUUAAGAGACUGCCCAUAGCCCGGCGCUUUUAAGAGACCUUGGGCACCUGAAAGCCGACGGUAGAUGACGUAACGUAACAUGACAAAACAUGGCGUCCUGAGCAGGCCCGUUUUUCCUGCGCACAGCGAUGACCAGACUUCAUGCUUAAUGCGGAUGGGUAUUGGGGUCUCCGGGUGCUUGCCUCUUCAAAAUGCUCGACGAGUGCCCUUUCUUGGCACCAAGCAGCGAAGCGAAGACCGAGCCGGCGCGACUGCAAGCCGCAGCAGUGGUGCUCUCUCCCGACUGCACGCACCGCCCCCUUUCACCGUGCCCCGCAGCAGAAAUUGCAUGAGCGAUUUAAAAUAUCGUUUUCUUUUUUUUUUUUUUUCUCUCUUUUGUAAGCCCGUCUGGUUGCACUGGACAGGGGCAAUGUGCUUGUUGCAUCCUGCAUUUUUUGUUUUCCUUAAACUCCCACUUCCUGCAAUAAGUGCAGCUUUUCACUUCUUGAAAAGUUUGGUGCAGACGACACCUAGCGGCGUCUGCCAGUGGCACCAAGCUAGCUUUACUUUAACGCUAGAUCGAGUGUAGGUGGGGAGCCAGGUAGCCUCAGUGCUUUUGUGUAAAUGUGUCAGGCAGUUGCUCACUGCUUUGCUAUAGGACCAGCUCCUAUUUUUUGAUUCCUUUAGUUUCUGCUUUUGGCGCUCUUGUGCUUUAACGGGUAGCGGCUGCCCCUUCCCAUAUUGCGCCAGUCGAGUUUUUUUUUUUUUUUUCUGAAGCCGUGUUCAUUUUGUAGUGGCGACUGUUUCUUGGUCCUCGUAGUGAAGGCUUCAGUGACUUGUCGAGCAGCAUUCGCAUCUGAUUGCUUUCAUUUGCUGAAACUGCUUCGAUGCCCAUAAAUGUACCACUAUAUUGAGAUGAGUUUUUGGUGUUUGUCUGCGUAACGCCGGGCCUAGCGCCUUUGAUAUGCAUGCCAGGACAUGGCACCAUUAGGCGGUCGCAUGUUUGAGAUGUGUAUUAUUACCAUGAUUAUCAUUAUUAUUAUCUGUGCUAGGAAACUGCUGCAGUGAACAAACACGGGAGAGAGUGAGUAAAAAAAAUUCGUGUCGUAGCAGUUAACACCGAGCACCAACAUUUGCCACUAUGUGCUGUGGGAAAAAAAAAAAAGUUAUUACAAGUGGGUGCACUAUAUCGGUUUGUUAGACAAAUGUACUUCUGCAGUAUUGCAUUCUUGAUUGUUUAAUCUGCUUGCUGACUUUUUGCCUUUCGUAGGCUAUCGUGACCCUAGCACUGAGUGAGUGCUGUACCCUUUAGCAAACAGUGUAAAUCUUUGUGCUUUGUGAAGCUUGUCAGUGUGGAAAGAAAAAGCUUGCUUUCUGGCCAAAACACAGCGCAGUGGGUUGGUCAGGAUGUGGCUGCACACAAAAUGGAGGAAACUGUUCUUAAAAAUAUUUGCUGCUGUUUGUGAGCCCAGAAUAGAAAGCAGCUUGUGAAGGAAGCAGAACAGGAAGCAGCUUGUGAAGCAUGUUCUCGGAACUCGUAAUGAGUUUGCAUUUGGGCGUGUGCGUAUAUCGCAUGUUUCAGCAGGCCAUUGUGGAAUUUUUUCGUUAUUUCCUGUCCAGUUGAAACGGGCUGUAGUUGUGCUCUGCAGCAGCUGUCUUAGCUCUCUUGGCUUGGAAACCCAUUGUGGGGCAAUUGCCUAGUGGUUAUCGUUUAGGCACAUUGUCAAAUUGAACCAAACUUCUGAUUUUAAAUAUGGAGAGAAGCCAUCGACCGUCAACCAACACAAAAACAGGUUCAACCCACUCUGUUGCACGUGUGUUGCGCUCGUGAUUCACAAUGUUUCCCCCAUCUUGUGUGCUUGCCUCGUCGUGAUAACACUGGCAGCAAGCCUCUUAAUUGACAUGACAGGCACCGGGCAUGCAGGCUGUUGCGUCUAACGAGGGCAGGAUACAGGCUUAUUGCGUGCAGUACGACUGUUAGUCCGAAUUCUGUUUUACGGCAUUGGCCUAUAAUGCGUUUUUUUAAUUUUUUUUCUCGCCUGCCAGCAGGCUGCAGUUGCUCGUCGACAGCUCCUACUUGCUUUUGGGUUCUUAACCUUACGUGGCUUGUCUGUUAUUGGAACAGGUGCCAUUAAGCUGUCGGCAACAAGGCCAGCCGGGUGUGCCUAUGUGGCCCCACAGACUCGCAGUCUGGUUUUUGUCAGGUUCCAAGUACAAUCGGAGAACAAGUAGCCUGCAAUUUUUUUGGUCUGUAGUUUUCUUUUCAUGUGGAAGCAUUGGCAGGGAGGAGAGCUUGGGUCCCUGGCAAUGCUUGGCUCAUGGGUUGAGUGUUGCUUUUUUAGGCCUUAUACCCCAAUCACACGGGGCACUUUCAUUUGCAGUUGAGUCCUAUCGGGAUCAAAUUUCUCUAUGGCAAUUGGCUCCCUUCCGCAGUUUGUAUAAAGGAGCCAAUCGAGAUUGAGAAGAUGGAUCCCUAUUGGGCUCAAUUGCUAUUGAACGUGCCUCGUGUGACUGGGGUAUUACUCGUCUCGCUUUUUCCACUUGAACUGAGGCUGUGGCCAAGUUCUAGGCACUGCGCAUGCUUCUAGCAACAUGCCUCAUCAAAAUUUUCAGGCUAAUGUGGGAACCCUGUAAUUCAGUCAGGCCUGUACGCUAGCUCUCGGCAGUGCACCAGCCAAUGUGCCAUAGAGUGCCAGGUUGGAGCAAGGCGUCGUUGAAUUUUCUGCAUAUAUAGCAUGUUUCCUUGGUUAUUGUUCUCUCGGAGUGCACCUUACUAACCUGUCUGCCCCUUUCAUUUUUUUCUUUAGGCCAACGUGUUGUAGUAAGUGGGUUGUCUGUAUAAUUGUCAGUUUUUUGGCACGAGCAUUUAUUACGCCAUGAUAACCAGUUAUCUUGAUAAGCAGUGUAUCUUCUUAACAUUAAUCAGUGUCGCGGGGAAGGCCGCAUUACAGCUGCGAAAAAAGAAAGAACUGGGAGGAGAAAAAAAAAUGUGGAUUUAAUAAGCGUCACCGCGUACCAUAACUGCAGUUACUGUAUGCGAUUGCAUGUCUUGCGUGGGUUUCCCCGAAGCCCGCAUUACUGUCAAUUUGUAACUUCUUUUUCUUGCAGCGCAUGGUCCUUAUAAAUUUUUUUUUUUUUUUUACACUUUCUCCAUUGUAAGGAAGAGCAGGAUGAUUCAGAGAACAGGCAACAGAAGAAGCCUUUUCAGUAAGAGGGCUGGCUUAGUAGGUUCACAGAAGGCACUGACAAAUUUGUGUCGAGGAGGGGACAAUUUGUAAUUGGGGCAGGGAUAAAGUUGGAAUCAAAGUGAACUGGGGAUGAAACGGCCUAGGUACGGGAGGGGAAAUGCGUGCGACAAAGAACAGGGCUGAAAUUGGAGUGUGUACCGGGUUGAAAGUUGGUUAACGGCAAGCAGUCUGUGUUGGCGAGCAUGGCGCGUGUUGGAGUCAACUUCGCCGAGAAUGGCAAAAAAAAAAAGCAUCUUGUGUGAGCAGGCGUCGCUGCGAUGCCCGGCGCGUCGGCAGUUGUGCGUCGUCAUGCUGGUCUCUGGAGAGGGAUGUAAUUCAUGUGUUGCCAGUUUUGUGAAUAAAACUGAUUUGUUUUCCUCAA